UGGUGAUGAGCCUGGGCCGCGAUCGGCUGAGCACGGGCCCCACCUCGGAGGCCCACGUGUCCCCCGCGCUGCACGCCAGCGCCCCCAACAGCGACAGGCACAUCCACGACGCCGUGUACUGCCGGCCGAAGUCGAUGGGGAUCUCGCCCGGACCCGCCUGGAACCCGAAGAACGACGACGACAGCAUUUCGCCGAGGUCAUCGGAAACAAAUCGUCUCGUGAUGUUCCACUCGGCGCCCUUCUUUUACAUUACGCCACGGUCUCGCGGUGCAGCGAGCGAAGAAAUGUGUGACAAAAUUGAGACGAGAGCGACGGCGACGCACCUCCCAGCGCGCCCGAUCGAUCCAGGCUGCGUCUCUUCAGAGCUCGCGUGCUCAGCACCACCGGGACCAGGAUGGAGAAGAGCCAUCGCCACGGCGACACGGGCUGCAGCGACCCUGCGUGCGCACGCGCGCACACACACGACGAGAAAAACAAAUUGGGCUGCAUUUGUUAUCGUUCAACGAUGCAAGAAGAGAAGACGAAGGAUUGACGAGAGCUGCUUCAGGUUCAACUUCUUCAUGUCAAUGACACGUCCAGCCGCACAUCACAGAGAUGAAACGGACGAAUAUUUUCCCACGAAUUCCUUCAGGAAUUAUAUUGACUGUGACUCCGUUCCCGGUUUGGUCAAAGUAAAAGCAAAUGCAAUGUUUGCAAAUGGUUUAUGUUGAUUCAACGCAAACAAAUAAGUCCGCUUUAGUGAAGGCCUAAAUAAAGCAGAGGGUAUUUACUCAAAAGGAAAAUUACUUUAAAAUAUGCUCAUUAUACAAAAUAUAAGAUUCCCUCUUUGCAUUGCAUUAGUGGACUAAAUGAACUUAUAUCUGAAAAAUGAAACAAUUAUUCUGCAGUGCGGUCCAAAGCUCAAUUUUGUCCUUUUCGCGCUGCCGUAGUAUUUACAUCACGACAACAUGGCGGCGGCCUGUCGCUCAGGACCGUCUUUUUUUCGCUGAACAUUUUAUAUUCAGAUAUUCGACGCUAUUCGUUGAGUUAUGAAUUGCUGCGAAAGUACUCGACGGUGCGUAUUGUGGAGUUUUCCGACGCAUAUUGGAAAAGCGUGACCUUGCUCGAUUAGCUCGUUUUGGCUAGCGAUGGCGACGGCGGAGAUGCUGCGGCCGGUGUCCCGCGAGCAGGCCAUCCUGGAGAGCUUCUUCGCGCAGCUCGGCGUGUUCUCCUUCGACCGCGCCAAGGACUACGUGGAGAAGGAGAAGGACGGCAGCAGCCGCAGCUGCGGCGCCGUGUGGGCCGCGCUGCUGGCCGCCUUGGCUCACCUGGCCGCCGCCGAGAAGGCUUACCACAACAUGACCUUCCUGGGACACAAAAUGGGCGGUCAGUCGUUCUUCAGCCGCAAGGACUCCACGCGCACCAUCUACACGUCCCUGCACAACGAGCUGCGCAAGGCGGCGACGUCGGGGCGGCACGGCCAGCCGGGCUCGGCGUCCGCGGCGCACCUGGAGGAGCUGCUGUGCCACCUGGCCGAGCAGCUGUGCCACUUCGCGCAGGCCCGCGUGGACAUGGCCGACCUCUACGAGAAGAUGCACGCGCUGGCCGCGCAGAAGAACGUCAACGGCGAGGCGCUGGCGGCGGCGCUGGACGCCGUGCUGCACAAGUACAGCUCCAAGUUCCACCACCCCAUCCUGGGCCGCCUGGAGGAGAGCUUCCAGACGGAGGUGGACGUGGUGAGCCAGCUGCUGCGCUGCCAGGGCCAGGUGUCCGAGUGGCGCUUCCUGCCCGCCCUGCUCAGCCUGCACGGCGCCGCCGCCAAGCUGGCGGCGUGGGGGCAACUCUUUCAGCGGCAGAAGGAGACCCGCAAACAUCUUUUCGGAGGUCAGUCCCACAAAAGCGUUCAGCCGCCGCACUUGUACGCCUGGCUGCAACGCUUCCAGGCCGCCCUGCUGGCCAAGUUCAGCUUCUACUUCCACGAAGCGCUGAGCCGCCAGACCGGCCCGGCCGAAAUGCGGGCGCUGACGGCCCGCGCCGCGCCCGACUACCACGGCAAGAUCUGCUCGUUCGUCCGAAAGCACGACGCCGGCAGCGUGUCGCUGGUGUUCGACACCCGCGGCUCCGAGAGCUUCCAGGGCCACGGCUACCGCCACCCGCACGCGUACCGCGAGGCGCCCAAGGGCGUGGAGCAGUUCCCCGCCGUGGUGUCGCUGCCGUCGGGCGAGCGCCCGCUCACGCACUGGCCCAACGUGGUGAUGAUGAUGGGCGACCGCGCCGCCGAGCUCGACGCCCCGGACAAGGUGGUGCACUUCUACGACGACAAGGUCCAGAGCACCUACUACCUGGCCCGGCCCGAGCCGCACUUCACGCUGGUGGUCAUCCUGGACGGCAGGAAGUCGGACAAGGACCUCGGCGUCGUGGCCUUCCUGCAGGAGAUGUGCGGCUCGCUGCGCAACUCCAAACCCUUCGGCGGCCUCAAGCCGGGCUCCAAGGGGUGAGCGCGCUUUCGACGCGUCCGGCCGCCCUUUUUCAUUUGCUUUGUGGUGUUAGGAGCGCGCAUUGCUCUGUCGCCGCAAUAAAGAUCGCAGAUGCGCGUCGACCGGGCGGACGCCUCUUCGAGAGCCGCCGGACUCAAGUUUGACACUCAACCCCGCAAAUUCGAUGAUCUCCUUCUGGAAUCUGUCCUCCGAUAUUCGCCAAAAACAUUUUGGCCCAUUGGUGCCAGGGAAAGCAUUUGAAGUGAAUUGAGGCGCUUCAUUGAGACAAAAGCAGGCCUUUGGUGCCAUCGAGGAAAUGAGAAAACCCUUUUAGGUCGGUUAAGGAUUUAUUCCAAAUCAAAAUAUAUCCACACAUUAGUAUUUAAUUUAAGCAGUAACAGUGUUACUUUGGUUGCCAUCUGAUGGCAUCUUGAUGCCAAGGAAACAAUUUGAAGUGAGUUGAGGAGCUUCAUUGAGACAAAAGUAGUCUUUUUUUUUUUUUUUUUUUUGCUGUCUUGUCAUCUUUAGGCAAUUACAAAUACAUUUCGUGGGGGCUUAUUUUUUAUUCUAAGUAAUAAUAUAUACUGCAUAUGUACAUAUCAACAUGUACGUAAAUGUAGAUGUUUCAUGGAAUGAAAUAGAAUAACAUUGAUAAAAGAAUAAUUCCUCAUUUAAAAAAAUACUACAAAUAAACAAUUUUACAUAUUUUGCAUUUGUACUUUGUUUUUAAGAAAAUCCAAAAAAAAUCUCAUCUACAGAU
This is a messenger RNA of Phycodurus eques (leafy seadragon), 3216 nucleotides long. It is a transcript of the gene kics2, whose product is annotated as KICSTOR subunit 2. Lineage: Eukaryota; Metazoa; Chordata; Actinopteri; Syngnathiformes; Syngnathidae. The record is from RefSeq and is a predicted model, not a curated record. Gene Ontology annotation, biological process: cellular response to glucose starvation; negative regulation of TORC1 signaling; cellular response to amino acid starvation. Gene Ontology annotation, cellular component: KICSTOR complex. The transcript is spliced from 5 exons. Bases 1128 to 2477 code for a protein of 449 amino acids.